AUGCCACCUCUACCUGACUAUCCUCCUCCACCUGAACCUCCUCUACCUGAUGAGCCUAUACCUGCCCAGCCUAUCCAUGAGGCACCUCCUGCACCUUUUAUCCUUGAUGAGUGGGGUGUUCCUGUGUUGCCACCCGAGCUUGAUCCUUUACCUGAGCCGAUCGAGCCUCCUGUCUUUGAUGAGCAGCAGGGACAUGAGUAUGAUCAGAUCUUGAAGGUGCCACCUCCUUCUCCUGACUGUAUUUUGUUUGGUAGCUAUCCUUUUAUGGUUCCUGUGGCCAGCAGUGAUUCCUCCGCUAUCACUCUGGCAGAAGAAGAGGACGAGGAAGAAGAAGAUCCAUAG
Molecule: messenger RNA, 342 nt
Organism: Arachis stenosperma
Lineage: Eukaryota; Viridiplantae; Streptophyta; Magnoliopsida; Fabales; Fabaceae
Product: sulfated surface glycoprotein 185-like
Exons: 1
Coding region: 1-342 (113 amino acids)
Source: RefSeq, a predicted model, not a curated record